Messenger RNA from Prunus persica (peach), 2308 nucleotides. RefSeq lists its product as uncharacterized. The record is from RefSeq and is a predicted model, not a curated record. The transcript has 12 exons. NCBI's taxonomy places the organism in Eukaryota, Viridiplantae, Streptophyta, Magnoliopsida, Rosales, Rosaceae. The coding region runs from base 1 to 2094 and encodes 697 amino acids.
AUGGCUUUAGGAGCUUUAUAUUUCCCUCCCUGCCUGGCUCGCUUCACCGAAUCACUUCCCAUCUUCAAGUUCAAGGCCAAAAAAGAGGUGGGCAAUUCCUCAUUUGAGCUCUCAUGCCGUCUCCCAAGAAAGAUAGGAAAAUUGAAGAAAAACUUAAGCUUGGUUUCAGUCGAGCCUAAAGCCCCAGACUCUGGCUGGUGGGAUACUUUCUUCAACCCAAGACUUGGGGAAUAUACAGACAUAGAAACACAUAGUCGGGCUUUGCUUGUUGUCUUAGACUUUGAAGUCGCAAUUCACCUCUGGAAGGUUGACAAGUUUGACUUUGUUGUCUGCAUGAGUGCCUAUAUCAACGUCGUUUUUGGCAGUGUUGAAAUUGGACUAGUCUUCGCAGUUGCAAUAUCUGUGAUCAGGGUACUUUUGUUUGUGGCAAGGCCAAGAACUUUUGUUCGAGGAAACAUUCCGAAUUCCAUGGUUUACAGAAAUGUUGAGCAGUAUCCCAAUGCAAGCAAUGUUCCUGGAAUUCUCAUACUUGAGAUUGAUGCUCCCAUUUACUUUGCAAAUACCAACUACUUAAGAGAAAGGCACACAGAAAUCAAGGGAAAAACACUGUCAUCAAACGCCAUAGAAAGAAAUACCAGUUUCAAGAAAAUAAAUAGUGAUGCAGGAGCUCGCGAGAGUGACUAUGCUGUCAGUGAGUUUGUUCGUGUGGACUUUGGGAAUGAUGCAACAACUACUCACAGAAGAUCUAAGGUUUCUAAUUCAACAUUCCAUCUCAACCAGCUGCAAUGGCACCACAGUCAAUAUGAUUCAAAUGUAAUUUUCCAAGAGGAAGCUUGGUUUGACUCGGUGAGUAUUCUGGAGUCUGACUCGGAUGAUGACUUUAUCAGUAUACAUGGAGAUGGUUUUCCAUUAGCAAGCAAUCCAGUGGGGAAUAUCUCAUGUGGCCAAGUACUUCAGCAUGAAAGAUCUGCUCGCUUUGUUGAUAAUGGGUGUAAGUAUGAAGAAUACCAAAGCUAUAUGAAAAUUGAUGGAGGUAAAUCAGAUAAAAUCACAGGCAGGGAUGAGCGCAGGGAAUCAAAUCGGUUUUCGCUUAUUAAUACCCAGGGCUAUGAGCUUUCUCACUUAGGGAAGACCAAUGAAGUUUGCAGUAAGAGGAAGAAUAUAUUAGAUCACUCUUAUGGCAGCUUUAAAGGACUUACAGAGGAUGGACGUGACUCUAAUGAAAAAAUUCAAGACAAUGCCCUGAAAUCCGGCUUGACUCGAUUGGUACCUUCUGUAAGUUUCAACGAUAAGAUUCUAAGUGCACAGAGUUUGGUUCCGCAGUCCCAAAGAAAGCCAUCAGCCGUUUUCAGACUUUCUUUUAAAAGGAGAUCCUGUGAUGCAGAAGAAACCAUUGAACAAUGUCAAUCAAAAAGGUUUCUGUAUCGGCCUAGACCAGGAUAUAUCAUUCCAUGUUGUAGAGUAGAGAAGCCGACUUCAGGAUCUUGGUCUGAGAUUCCACCCUCAACUUUUAAAUUUCGUGGCGAGAACUAUUUCAAGUAUGACUUUGAAGUCAACUACUCCGAAUACAGUCCAUAUACUCCAAUAGGCUUUGAUGUGUCUGUAUGCCCCAAAAAGAUACAUCACAUUGCCCAGCAUCCUGAGCUUCCCAAAGUGAAAGCAAAUGGGAAAUUGUUCAUUGUAAACGUACAGUUGCCUACUUAUCCUGCUGCAAUGUUUCUUGGUGAUAGUGAUGGAAUGGGGAUGAGUCUUGUAAUGUAUUUCAAAGUUUCUGAGAAUUUUGAUAAAGACAUCUCUCCUCAAUUCCAGGACAGCAUCAAGAAAAUGGUUGACGAUGAGACGGAAAAAGUUAAAGGAUUCGCAAAGGACUCCACUGUACCUUUUAGAGAAAGACUAAAGAUCUUGGCUGGGGUGGUAAAUCCUGAAGAUCUCGGUCGGAGUUCUGCUGAGAAGAAGCUUGUACAUGCAUAUAAUGACAAGCCAGUUCUUUCACGCCCCCAGCACAAUUUUUACAAGGGUCCUAACUACUUUGAGAUUGAUCUGGACAUUCAUCGCUUCAGCUACAUAUCAACGAAGGGUCUCAAAUUGUUGUGAACGGAAUAGCCGAGCGGCUAUACUCGUAAAAUAUUCUAUUUAUGGCAGGUAGCCACUCUAAAAUAUUCUUUUUAUGGAGUAUAGUCGCGCGGCCAUACUUUUAAAAUAUUAUUUUUACGGAGUAUAGCCGUGCGGCGAUACUCUCUUUUAAAAUAGAGAACUUAUGGAGUAUAGCGGGCUAUACUCUCUUUUUAAAUAUUCUGUUUAUGGCUUA